CUAAGGGAGAGAAACCUGAACGGGAUCCUUCUGAGGAGUCUAAAGAAAGUGAGACAUCGUCAAAAGAAGAGGGGGAUUUUGCUGGAUUUUCUCACAACAUGGAAAAAGGCAAAUCAGAAUCCUCAGGGUUAAGCCGCGUAGAUGUUGCGCAGGCAAAUGCUAUGGCCCGUCAGCUGCAUGUGUAUAAACCUGGUAUUGACUUUGUUCCUGGAGCCAGGCUUGAAGUCUUGGAUGCACGAGACAAUAAUUGGUAUCAGUGUAAAGUUGUAGAAGUUGACUGGGGUGAACUUGACAUUUUAGUGCAUUAUGAGCGUUGGUCUAAUCGUUUUGAUGAAUGGCUGAAAAUGGAUUCUACAAGGAUUCGACCUCUGCAUCGUUAUUCAAUGAGAAAAGAGAAAAAAGGAGGAACUUUUCGUGUUGGCGACAAAGUGACAGCACGUUGGCCUGCAGAUGGUAAAAGAUACCAAGCAAGAAUAACUAAAGCACUUGGGGAUGAUCAGUAUGAAGUCUUAUUCUUUGAUGGUGUAACAAAGACUGUACGAGCUGCUAGCCUCUCGAAAUGUGAAUUGAAGCUGUUGCAGAGUCCUAGGUGUUCACUUGAUUCAAGUGGAAGUAGCAAUGAACCGGGCACAAGCAGUCCACGUAAACAGGGACUAGAUGACGAAGAGAUUAUGUUGCUGUCUCCUGCUGGGACCACAGCUAGCUCAAAUGAUUCACAACCCUCAAGUCCAGAACCAUUUCCAAGCACUAGUGAGAGUGCAAAAGGCGAAAAAGUAUCUGCAAAGAAGAGCAUUUUUGAUGUUGAGAUAAUUGAACAGAAGAGAAAACCAAAAAGGAAAGCAGUUGUAGAAGAACUCUUCCAGUCCAUAAAGAAACGCCGCAAAUUUGAACAGUCUCCACCUCCUAAGCCAUUACACAGUUGUCAUCUGGGUCAGCCAAAGAGUGCUCGUUCAAAAAAGAAACAUAAGGAUAGAUCCUCAUCUGAAAAAGGAUCUGCUGGAGGUAGUUCUUUACCAAAAUUAGGUGAAGCAUCUGGUACCUCAGAUGUUGUUAGUAGAGGUACAUGUGAGAGCCCUAUGCCAGAUCCAUCUCCAAAUACAAUAAUUGUGGAUUUGGAUGAAGGCUGGAAGAAAUGUUGUGUUCAACGAACAUCUGGUACAUCAGCUGGAAAAUGGGAUGUGUUUUAUGUUACGCCUGAGGGAAGGAAAAUGAGAAGUAGAGGAGAUUUAGCAAGGCACUUGGAGGAGGCAGGAUAUGACAUAGAUGCUGAAAAGUUUGAUUUUUCAGUCAAGAAUAUUAGAGAUCUUGUAGAAUCUCAGAAGCAGGAGUUGGAGGGGAAAGACACACAGAAAUUAGGUCAAACUGAAGAGGAAACCAAAGAUGUUGUGAAGAUAGGCAAGACUGUUAUCAUAAAAGAGACUAAGAUGAAUUAUUUCCAAAAGGAAUUGAAGAAAAAGCAACUGAAUCUAGAAUCCAAAGACCCACAAAAAACAGAAUCCAAGGACAUCCAGAAAUCUAGUGGUUCAUCAGAGGAGCAUAAAGUUACUGGAACUGAAAAGUUAGCUCAAGAAAGUAAAGCCUCUCAGAGUACUCAUGGAACUUCAAAGGAUGUAAAGUCUUCACAUUCUGUAGAAAUCAAAGUUGAAGAGGAAGAAUCAGUUUCUACAGAGUUUAAAAAGGAAAAAGGAGAACCAGAUAUUGUCAUGGAAACAGGCUCUGGGACUAAAGCGCCUACAGUGAAGAAAGCUGAUGUAAAGAUGAAAAUAGAAAUUCCAAUUAUGCCUAAGACAGAACCUUUAAGUUCAUUGUCUGCAGGAUUACUCAGUCCAUCAUCCAGGCCUUGGUCUCCAAAACAUGGUGGACUUCAGAAGUCCCUUUCUCUUCCAGAAGAAUUUGUCACAGAGGAUGAAAACCUGAAACCAACUGCACUUGCAGCUUCAUCAGGUUCAGGAACUACUCCAUUUCGUCAGGGUGCACCACCAGUUCGCCCAAAGCCAGUCGUAAAAAAGGAACCUGUGCGGAGCAAAUCAUCACCUUAUGUUGCUCCAAAUGAAUUUGUUGUUAAAUCCCAGCACAAUGAACACAAGUGUCCUAAGCCGGGUUGUUUGAAGAGUUUUCGCAAAGAGAAUCUUUUACAGAUGCAUAUUAAGCACUAUCACCCAGAUAUAUUGAAAAAAGGUAGUGCUGUGGCACCAAAUGUGGCUGACUUGGCAUAUGCUAGAACAGUAGGAGACCAUCUGGAUAUGACUAUCUCCCCCACUCAUGCUUCUGCAUUGACUGAGAAAGCUGUAAAAAUUGAAAAUUCUUCAAAGAAGUCAUCUCGUGGUUUGUUUGGAAGUCCAAGUGAAAAUCGAACAAAAUCCACAGAUAAGAAAAGUCAUUGCCCAGGUGGUUCUGUUUCUUCCACCUCUACAUCCAAAUCACAGAGAGAAGCGAGGAAAAAGGAAACCAUCAAAACGGAACCAACAAAGGGAAAGCCAACAUCCGACGAAGAGGUUGAUAUCAAGGAAGAAAUUGGAUAUGUUGAUGACCUUGAAGAGGAGGAAGAUGCCCCAGUUAUUGGAUUUCAGGGGGAGGAUCCUGAUUAUAUUCCUGGCGAAGGUGAAAUUUUGAAGAAAAAGGAGAAGAGGGAUAGAAAGAGACCCAAAGGAGACGUAAAAACCAAGAAGAGAAAAUCUGUUCCCUCAGAAAGUAUGAGUGAGGACGAUGUCCAAGAAUCAAAAGCAGUCACUAAAUACAGAUACAGCAAACGCAAGGGUCAACCCUCUUCCAAACCUAAUGUUUCAUCCUUAAAUGUUUCAGAACAAGGUGUAUCAGAGCCUAGUACAUCAAGCCCAGCCAAGAAACCCCAAAGUACCGAAGAAAACAUAAACCUCGAUGUAGAGGAAGACACUACAGACACCUGGGGGGAAGGAACAGAAAAUGCUUCUGUACAAGAAGUUCCAGCAGAAAUUAUCAAUUGUGGGUGUGGUUCCACUGAAGAAGAAGGCCUCAUGUUGCAGUGUGAUGUUUGCUUGUGUUGGCAACAUGGAGCAUGCUAUAAUAUUGAAGGGGAGGACCAAGUUCCAGACAAAUACAUAUGUUCCCUAUGUGACCAUCCCAGACUAGAGAGAACUUCCCAUAAAUUCCGACACCAUCAAGACUGGCUCAAAGAAGGUCAUUUACCAAGGUUUUCGUUUUCCCGAACUCAUGGUGACGCACGGCUUGAGUCCUGCAUUAGGAGAGGCCAUGAGCUAACUGCUAAUGUCUUACAGUUAUCACAAGUACUUCAUUCCCUAAGGCUAAAACUACACAUAGCUAAAGAGGCAGAUCACCCUAAAUUUGUCAUGUGGCAUAAAAAGUGGAAUGAGAAAGAGGAAACUGAUGAGCCAGAUAAUGGGGCAACUACCACUGGUAGUGCUGAAGUAUUGGAGCGCAUGCAGGAUCUCAUGGACAUUGUUGGGGAAGAAGGGCCAAACAUACCACAGUCAAGCAUAAAUAAUUCAAUCAUUACAGAUCCUCAGCUGUUAGCUGCAGCUAUGGAAAGUGUAAGUUCACCCCAGGCUGGUCAGUCAAAUGUGCAAAUGAAUUCUAGUGGGAAUCAGCAAGGCACUAACUUAAUAGAUCCAAUAGGUCAACCUCAAGGAGACACUCAAGUCCUAAAUCUCUCUGCUUCUUGUGCAAAUAUUCCAGACAUACCAGUGGUAGACAAAGAUCAACCAGUGGUAGACAAAGAUCAAAUGACAAAAAAAGAACUAGAUCUCCCUGCCUCUAAUAAUGAACAACAUGAGAGCCAGAAAGGUUUAGAAGCUGCUUCAACUGAGAAUGAGGAAAGUCAUGGUGCAAAAGGUAAUUUAAAUGAACAAGAAAAAAUAGACUUUAAAAUCAGUGGUAUUACUGAUCAAAAACCUGGUAGCAAUCCUGAAGAAAACCAGAGUGGAGAGCACAAAAUUAGUGAGGUUAAUGAGAAAAAUACUAGUAAAGAGAAAGAAAGCCUUUAUAUUAAAAGUGAACCCACAGAUGAUAUUGAGUCAUCCUCAGGACUGGAUGAUUUUCAGAGUGAUAACAAGGAGUUUGAUGUAAAUAAAACAGUUUUCAAAACUGAAGCAGAUAGUUCGGAAAGUGAUUGUAAAACUAAUAUUCUAGGUACAUCGUUAUCUGACGAACCUAAAACCCCAGAUAAAUUGGAGGAUAAGAAAAGUAAUGUUACAAAACCAAAAGAUGAUAAGGAAGGCAGUCAUGUUUGUGAAAGUACAAGCAAAGAAAACCAGAAAGAUAGUAGUAGUCAUAGUUUAAUUAAGGAAGAGCAAGAUGAUAUUAAAGAAGAGAUCCAACAGGAGUCCAUGGGGAAUGAGACAGGCUCCACUUCUGCAACUAGUUUGCAGUUUGCAAAAGAUGAUGAACAAUCUCAAAUGCUUCAAGAUGAUACUAAUGAUAAGAAAGUAUGCAAAGCAGAUGAUGAAGGUAGUCCAAGUACUGAGAUUAAAUUAAGACCAAAGGAAGAUACUGGGGAAAAUAUUGAAGAAAAACAAAGCUGUGAGAUUGAGGAUGAAGGUAAAGACAAGAUACCUAGAGUUGCAGAUGUAAAGGCAUCAGAAGAAAAUACCUCUGAAAAGGAUGAGAAAGAGAGUGGUAGUACUCAAGGAAAUGCCAAGAGCAGAGCAAGUAAAGAUGCCUCAGGAGCAGGUGACUUGGAUGAGUUAGAAAUAGCUGAUGUAGAUGAUAUAGAAUUGCCCCAACCAGGGGACAUGGAUGCCUCUGAUCUCACUCAUCCUGAGGGUUUAGAGGGAACAGAUGAAGUUUUGGAUGAUGAUGGUGGAGAUGAUCUUGCACUUGAUCUUGAAGGAAUAGAAGGUGCAGCUGAAGGUGGAAUGCCUGAGAAUUCUGACUUGGCUGCUCUUCUUUCAUCUCACACAGAGCUUGAACAGUUAGUGACCCAGGCGAGUUCAGAACUAUCUUCUCAUGUACCUGUUUCAGCUGGUCAUUCAGUGCCAGCACCUAUAAUUCCUGAGGCAGAAAGGAUUGAGCCAGUAAAUUGUAAAUUGAACUUACUGGAGCAUGUGCAGGUAGUACAGAGUAACAUCACUCGACGUUUUGAUCAGAUUGAAAAGCAGUUGGAAGUUCUUGAAGCAGAAAUGGGCUUGUCUGGAGACAAUGCUGAGGAUGAUGGUGAAGAAGAGAGUGAAGAAAGAGACCCAGCUACACUUCAGGCUCGUUCACUCAUCAAACUCAUUCUGAGUGACCUAAAUACUGUGAGGAAGAUUUCGGAUUUUUCUGGCUAAAAAGCAGAAAAAUAUAAACUUUCAUCAUACUGUAAGGAAAAUUUCAAUUCUUUUGUGGCUCAGAAACUAAAGAUAGCUGGAUGAGAUGAUACCAUUUCCAUUAAAGUGAUAACAGUAACCAAACACAAAGACCCACUGGGCCAUGCCUAAAAAAUAUAAGCUAAUUUUGUAUUUCCUACACGGUAUGCAAAAAUGACUUCGAGACUGAAAAAUCAGUGACCAGUGUGAAAGAUAAGUUUUCCCAUUGAUGUUAUGUGCAUAUAAUUAACCAGUUUUAUGCUGUGCUCCCAGUGCAUAUUAAGAAAAGAGUUGGGGUGCAUUGUGUUGGAGAAACAUAUGUGCUUGAUAUACAAUGUAUAUCAGACUGUGCACUGAAAAUUAGUUAUGAGUUAGCAGUGCAUCUGAAAAUAAAAAGGCAAAAGAAAAUUGUGGAAGUGAACAGAGACUAUGUUUUUAGUGUUCAAGACUUAUCAUUAAACAUUUUGAAAUCAACUAUCAAACACUAGAUAAACUUUUUAAUUUGGUGUGGAUUGUUGGAGCUGAAGUGUGAGUGAGUUUCACUGAAGUUUCAGUAUAAAUCGUUAACAUUUCUAAUACAUUGUAAAAACUGUUCAUAGAAAAGCUCGAAGUGCUAUAAAUCUAAAUUAUUUCAUGUGAGACAAUCCCACUUUUUUAUCACUGUGAAAGAUGAAGUUAUCUUUUCUCAGUGACAUUUCAUGACUUCACAGCUGUUUAAAGACUUAGUGGAAAUGGAACUCAAACUUGGAUGCUUCCAAGUACCUGACAUACAUAAGGACAGUGUGAAUGAAAACUUAUUGCCUGAUAAGAGUCAUUUAUUGGAUGAUUUUUCCGUACUGAAGAUGUUUUCAAAGUGCUGCAACAGGUUAUGUGAGAAAUCUGUUAGAGAAUUUAUAGUGUAUGUAGUAGAUACAAGUACAAUGUGAUUAAAUGCUUGCAGAAUUGUGUCAACUAUUUGAAUAAAUUAAGUUGAAGAAAAAAUGAAAUAUUGUGGAAAAUUACUGGCGCUCUAAUCCAUUCACAUAUUAACCACAAUAUUUGAAUAGACCACUGUAUAUAUUAUUUGUAAUAAUACUGCAUACACUCAGGGUCGUAUGGUAUAUUAAUAAUUCUGAAGAUGUUUAUUUGCAAAUUUUCUUACUGCAUGGGGACUUUCCUGGAUAAGAUGUAUAUUUUGUUUUGUAGUACUCCAGUAAUGUCACCCUGUUUUUUUUUUUAGAAAUUUUGUUGUUGCUAUAGUUAACAUAUUUGUUUAUAUUGCUUUCAUUUUAUACAACAUAGUUCAUGGAUGAAUUAUGUUUAAAAUAAUAAGUUGUAUGUUUUUAUAUUUUUACAGUUACACCGGAAAUGACGAAUAAAUACAGUGUAAAUUAUAACAGUGAGGAAGUUUUCCACUAAAAAUAUGAGAAUAAAAAGCAAAAAAGUAAAAAUAAUGCAUAAUUUGUAAGUUGUAAAGUUUUACAGUUACACUAGAAAUAAGUGGAAUAAAUUUAGUGUAAGUUAAUUUAGAUGUGCAAGUUUUCUACUAUAAUUGUGAAAAUGAAAUUUAAAAAAUGAAUAAAUUUAAGUUGUAUAGGUUUACAGUUACACUGGAAAUUACUGUAAGUUGUAUAAAUAAGCAACAGUAUCAUAAAAAAUAUAUACACACCUGUAGUCACAAAGAUUCAUUCCUGUAUCAGUACUGUAAAUCUUAUUGUAUCAUAGCAAAAGUAUUACAAUUAAACAUGUUUUUGUCUUACUUUUACAAAUGGUCAUAUGCUAAAUAUUACGUAUACUAAUUGCUUUAAUAGAUAAUUAUUAUUAUAAAGCAAUUUAAUGAAACCACUGAGUCACAUUGCUACUGAUUGUGUGAUUUCCUCAAAGGAUUUGUUCUUUCUUUGGGCAAAGGUUGAUAUUUUUGUGAUUAUGUGAAUAAACAGUGUAAUUUAUCAGAUAAAGCAUAUUUUCCACUUAAAUUAUGAAAAUAUGAUGGAAAAAAUAUAUAUAUACUAUAUGUAUAAUGUACAUACAAACACUUACCAAAGUAGUAUGUUGUUUGAUGGUUGAAACAGAAAAUUUUUGAAAAACUGAUGUACUGUGCAAGUCUCAUAUCCACUGCAAAUUUUGUGUCUUGUGAAAGUGGUGUAUUUUUUUUGAGCUAGUCAUUUAGAAUAAGUAUCACAUUGAUUUGUAUUAACUGAAGAAUUUGAGGAAAUAUUUAGUUAAUAACCAUACAAAAAAAUGUUACAUACUUUAGGCUAAGUUGCAUUUGGUUCAAUAGAGAAAGAUGAUUCCAUUAAGUAUUUUUUCUGAAUAAAAAGUACUUCAGCAUCAUACAUUUCCUAUAUUUUACCAAAUAAAGAAGAGAACAAUU
Macrobrachium nipponense is the source of this 7632-nucleotide messenger RNA. RefSeq lists its product as uncharacterized. Gene Ontology annotation, cellular component: NSL complex. Gene Ontology annotation, molecular function: DNA binding. NCBI's taxonomy places the organism in Eukaryota, Metazoa, Arthropoda, Malacostraca, Decapoda, Palaemonidae. The record is from RefSeq and is a predicted model, not a curated record. Gene Ontology annotation, biological process: regulation of transcription by RNA polymerase II.